AUGCUCAAACUUGUCAAAGCAACAAAAUUCACACCAUGUUCUCUCGCAACAGCACCAAGAAACAAGUCUUUAUUUGUCAUCCAAUUAUUGCAAUCAACAAGACUCAUUAACAACAAUAAUCAAAUCAUUCCGAUAUUAAAUCAAUAUUCAUCCAUUUCUAAUCAUGCAAAUACUAAUAAUAAUAUAAUUGUCUGUAGACAAUUUCAUACGAGUCAUGUUCCAAGGGAGGCCGUCAUUGCAUCCAGUAAAUUCCAAAUGAAUUUCUCCAGAGAUUUAUUGACCUAUUGCUUAAUUCUUUCUGGAUUUUUGAUUUGGAUUUGGUGGUGGGAUCCAAAGAGAGAUAAAGUUUACUAUCAAGUGUUGAAUUCGAAAGGUUUGGAUGCUAGAACGUGGGAAGAUAUUUUAAAAAGUGGAAAAUCACAACAAGGAAUCAAAUUGAAUGGUAAAAUCAUGUUGAAAUAUCAGAACAAACCUCAAAACUCAUUCAAUGUCAAGCCAUUGGAAACAAGUGCUCGAUCAUUGGAUGAAAUUCUAUUAAUUCACUAUUUAUUGACCUGUUAUAAUACUCAUAGGGGAAGUAGAGAGCCACUUUAUUAUUCGACUCAUGAUUUUUAUGUUAUUAGAAAUGUACCACUAGCAUUGCAAUUUAUUGAUCCCAAAGAUUCGAGACAUCAGGUAACUGUUGAUUUUUAUUUGAGGGAUGCAUUGAUUGGACCGAGAAGUGAAAUUAUUAAUGGAAAUGAAACUCUUACUCAUCUCAAAAAGGAAAGAGUAAUUUCUGGUAAUUUGUUACAGAAAUUCUUUGAAAGUGUUAAGGAAACUGUUGAAACUUUUAACACAACUCGAGAGCCGAAUGGACUUUUAUGGAAUAAGGAAUAUACUGAUUAUGACCAGUAUGUACAAGAAUUUGUACUCAGAAAUGGGAGUGUAUCAUUUAUAGAAGGUCAAUUCAAAACUGGAAAGAGUGGAAAAUUGGAAUUUCAUUGUUCAUUGAUUUCACAUGAACCAGAACAAGUUUUCAUGCAACAUUUGAAAGAUGAAAUGAGAUGGUAUGAGAAAUUAUCUCUCAAUGCAGACAACUGGUUAACCAAAUAUUUAAAAUGA
Molecule: messenger RNA, 1104 nt
Organism: Naegleria gruberi
Lineage: Eukaryota; Heterolobosea; Eutetramitea; Acrasida; Naegleriidae
Exons: 1
Coding region: 1-1104 (367 amino acids)
Source: RefSeq, a predicted model, not a curated record